AUCUAGCAACAAAGGUGACCUUUUCGGCCGCUCGUCGAGUUUCUGCAAUCCCUCGCUGCUGGAGGCGGCGUGUUCGCACAAACUGCGCUUUCACGCUUAAUAUUUUAAAUUCCGCUACCGAAAGCACAGUCAAGAUGAUCGCGCGACUCGUCUCUCAAAGGGCGCUGCAGUGUGCGCUGAGACAGUCCCGGAGCGGCUUGCGAUCGUACCACCCCCCUGCCGAGUUCAAGCAGGUGACCAUGGCCGACAUGCCCACCUUCAUUGGGCCAUGGGAGGAGAACUUCAACAAAAGACAGGCCAAGUUCAACAUCCACCUGGCCGUCGGCGUCUCUUUCUUUGUCGUUAGCCUCAUUGCUGCGGCAUCCAUGGGUACUUUGAGUUAUGUCGACGCCCCACCUAUGAAGAACUAGAAUUGCCUAAGCAAAUGUAACUUCUGGGUGCGAGUAAUAAAAGUGGAAUUGUAACAAGUCAAUAUAA
Rhipicephalus microplus (southern cattle tick) is the source of this 477-nucleotide messenger RNA. RefSeq lists its product as uncharacterized. NCBI's taxonomy places the organism in Eukaryota, Metazoa, Arthropoda, Arachnida, Ixodida, Ixodidae. The record is from RefSeq and is a predicted model, not a curated record.